GAGAUUGAAGUGGAUUCGUCUAGUAUGGUAGCAGAUUUUCUGACAUGCAAUCUCACCACAGUCUUCCUCCCUGCGAUCUACAUCAUCAUCUUCAUUGUGGGGUUACCCACCAACGCCAUGGCCAUCUGGGUGUUCCUCUUCAGAAUGAAGAAGAAAAAGAAUCCAGCGUCCAUCUUACUGGCUAACCUCGCGCUGGCUGACCUGCUCUUCAUCAUCAUGCUCCCGCUGAAGAUCCACUAUCACUUCAACAACAACAACUGGAUAUUCGGGGAGCUGCUGUGUAAGGUUCUAGUGGGCUUUUUCUAUGGGAACAUGUACUGCUCAACUAUCUUCAUAGCCUUCAUCAGUGUUCAGCGCUACUGGGCAGUCACACGUCCACACUCUCACAAACUGACCAAUCAGGUAGCAGUGUGUGUAUGUGUGUGUGUGUGGAUUGUGGUCUGGCUACUUACCAUCCCACUCUACCUGUAUGAUCAGACUAUUCAAAUAAUCAAGCUCAACAUCACCACCUGCCAUGACAUCAUUUGGAUCCACGAAAUACAUCUCCUUGCUAGUUAUCUCUUAACCAUGGGCAUUGUGGGAUAUGUAGUUCCCUGUGUGGUGUGUGUUGUAACAUAUCUGCUGACUUGUCGUGCUCUCAGGAGGUCUGUAGCACAUUCUUGCAGCAGUAAGAAGAAGAAGAAGGCGAUUACCCUCAUGGUCAUUGUGCUGGUGAUGUUCCUGGUGUGUUUCACUCCCAGUAACGUCACGCAGAUCGUUCAAUAUUCUUCGGUGUUGGCAGGGUUUUACUAUAAUAGCUACUACGUCUAUGUGGUUGCACAGUGUCUGAGCAGCCUGAACAGCUGUCUGGACCCGUUCAUGUAUUAUUUUAUCUCAUCAGACUUCAGAAAUAAUAUGAAGAACAUGCUGAAGUGUUGUAGUGAACGCUCUGCCCAGCAGGUGAGGGUUUCCCUUACUCCUGGGAAAGCUUCUUCUUCUUUAGAAACCACAACACCUUCAACGAGCACAACAACGUCUAAGCAAGAUCAUCAAGUUGACGCUCUUCUAAGUAGACCAUGAGUAGAAGACUAAAUUAGCAAACCAAAUUUGUAAUCAGUUACUCAGUUUUAUUUUUUAAACGCAAUUAAUUGCACCAAAAAUUUUGACCCCAACCUCCGCCGUAAUCUGCCACACCAAACAAGCAGAUUUUCCGAUCCAUCUGAUCAAAAAGCUCCAACACAGACAACACAGUGACAGAGGAGACAUCCC
Messenger RNA from Astyanax mexicanus (Mexican tetra), 1248 nucleotides. Its product is annotated as proteinase-activated receptor 2-like. Gene Ontology annotation, molecular function: thrombin-activated receptor activity. Bases 25 to 1059 code for a protein of 344 amino acids. Gene Ontology annotation, cellular component: membrane. Lineage: Eukaryota; Metazoa; Chordata; Actinopteri; Characiformes; Acestrorhamphidae. The transcript has a single exon. Gene Ontology annotation, biological process: blood coagulation; phospholipase C-activating G protein-coupled receptor signaling pathway; thrombin-activated receptor signaling pathway. The record is from RefSeq and is a predicted model, not a curated record.